This is a messenger RNA of Arabis nemorensis, 597 nucleotides long. The record is from the annotation of a GenBank genome assembly. NCBI's taxonomy places the organism in Eukaryota, Viridiplantae, Streptophyta, Magnoliopsida, Brassicales, Brassicaceae.
AUGGCCGGAGUUUUUAAAACGGUGACGUUUUUGGUUUUGGUUUUCGCCGCGGUGGUUGUUUUCGCCGAGGAUUACGAUGUUGGUGAUGAUACCGAAUGGACGAGACCUAUGGAUGCUCAGUUCUAUACUACUUGGGCUGCCGGUAAAACUUUCCGAGUAGGGGACGAGCUCGAAUUCGAUUUCGCUGCUGGACGUCAUGAUGUGGCAGUUGUAACAAAAGAUGCAUAUGAAAACUGUGACAAAGAGAAGCCUCUCAGCCUCAUGACAACUCCUCCGGUCAAGAUUAUUCUAAACACCACUGGUCCACAAUACUACAUUUGCACCGUUGGUGACCAUUGCCGCUUUGGUCAGAAACUUGCCAUCAAUGUAGUCGCUGCUGGUGGACGAACUGGUGGUGGUGGUGCUACCCCAGGACCAGCAGGGUCAACCACCCCAGCUGCUGGAGGAACCACCCCCACCCCUCCUGCUGGGACCACUACACCUCCCGGUUCUAGUGGAACCACUACUACUACACCUGCUGCUGGAAAUGCCGCUUCUUCGUUGAGUGGUGCUACUUUUUUGGUAGCCUUUGUUUCUGCAGUUGCUGCUCUCUUUUGA